AUAUAUAUAUAUAUACACGUAUAUAUAUACAUAUAUAUAUGUGCGAAUAGUCGGGAGAAGAAAGCGCGUCCGGUUCGUGUUUUGUCCUUUAACGUGUGUUGUUUUCUUCGGGAUAUCCGGUUUCAGAAGAAGAAAACAUAGUGGAUACUACAUAGUGAUCGCCAAUGCAUUCUUCCUGAUUCCAAGGUGGAUCAGCUAAAGAUAAGAACGAGAAGGAACUGCGAGAUGACGUGAUACGCCAAUGGUGCCGGCGUAUUAACGCGGAUCCGUUCCUCUUCCCUUGAUAACGGAGGUCAUCGUUGAGUGUCACGGGAUGCGACCCGGGCACCCCGGGACGUCUUCUGGACGGAUUCGAAAGGCUGACGAUCUCUCGACCAGGCUAUCCUGACGGUCACGACCGAUUCAUUUCUCUAUAUUUUUCAUUCGGUCCUCGGAGGAAGAGGACACGGUUAAAUUCACAGAGGAAGAUUUAUACGGAGAUUUAACAAUCCAGUAUCGUCCAGGUGUUGAUCGGAAAGACAUCUCGGGAAAACCAACAGGAUGACAACGAUACAGAGUUGUGGCGGCAGUUCAUCAAAAUGCGCGAAGCGUGCCUUCGUCUUCGUGUUCGCUUGGGGACUGCUGAUGAUCGCGGUGGUACAGUUUCGUCACUUGGAAAACAGAGUUUUGCGUCAGGACAGUGGUCCCACGGCCGAGGACGGCAACCUGGUGGAGGUCGGUAGCAUCAACAACGAUCGAGGUGCGAGUCGAGAUUCUUCAGGGAGUUUGAGUCUAUCCCGAAUUCUCUUGGAAAGGUCGUCACUGAGCGAUUUUACCAACUUUGGCGGCGGCAACGGCCCUCUGCUGACCACCCUAACUACUCUUAAAAACCGUUUAGAAGCGACGAUAAAUCCGCUCGAGCUGGAACCUUUGCUAGAUAAAAGACCUGCCAAGACCGAACAGCAAUUAAUCGAGGAGAUCGCCGAAAGAAUACCGAGUUUACCGCUGAGCGAUUGGUCCAAAAAUAGCAAACUGACAAAACGGAGCAAUGAGAGCUGCGCUAAAUACCCACAGAUCUACGAUUUAGAAUUCAAUAAUAUCUAUUGGCAAACGUUGCGAACUAAUAAUGGCACGUUUCAAUUUUUCGGUGCUUUUUACGACAAUCGGAAAUUAUCCAAGAUUGGGCCGGCAGUAAGGAUCGUUAGCAUGAUCGAUCGGAUUGAACCAAUCGUGAAGACGUAUUGUCAAUUAUGGUACGAAGGCGAGAAUGAGCCCAAGAUUGUCGAGACGCUCGAAUACAAGUACAUAUGGUAUCCUAAAUGGGGCAAUUACAAGCAGGGCAUUUAUCAGCCAUACGUGAUAGCAUGUAGGGUGCCACCACAAACGUACGGUAAGCCACCGUCGUCCAUCUCCAUAGUGGAGAAACGUUGCGACACGGCCACCAACCAUCUCCGCGUAAUUUACAACAAGCCCAAACGUAAAAAGGACUUUGCAGUGUGCGUAAAGGGUCUGGACUUUCUGCACGAGGAUCUGUCGGUUCGACUAGUUGAAUGGAUCGAGCUGAUCAGCCUGUUGGGUGCUGACAAAAUCUACUUUUACGAGCUGCAGGUGCACCCGAACGUGACCAAGGUGCUGCGGCAUUAUCAGCGUCUGGGUAUGGCGCAUGUGACCCCAUUGACCCUGCCCGGCGGACAGCCUAACGUACCCGCCUUCCAGCACAUGUAUCUCACGAAGAAAACCAAUCACAAGCGACAAAAUGAACUAAUACCUUACAACGAUUGUUUGUAUAAGCACAUGUAUGAGUAUGAGUAUAUCGCACUGUUGGACGUCGACGAAGUGAUUAUGCCCGUGAAGGACGCGACCUGGCAAGAGCUGAUGCACCGGGUAUUGCCCAAGGCCCUACAAAUACGGAACGAGACCCGUGCCUCGUACAACGUCAGAAACGUCUACUUCCUCGACGACCUACUGCACUCUCAUGGUUACUUCAAGGACAUACCCAAGUAUAUGCACAUGCUUCAACACGUGUAUCGUUCGAAGAAUUUUACGAAACCAAAUCAAUACAUCAAGUGCUUCCAUAAUCCAGAACGAGUGGUCACUCUGCACAACCAUUUUCCCCUGGCAUGUCUGGGUGCUGGAUGCACCAGUUAUCCUAUCGAGACCGAGGAUGCGCAACUACAGCAUUAUCGCGCCGAUUGCGUGCGAUCGUUAAAGAAAACAUGCGUGGAAUAUCGAGAGAAUAGUGUGGUAGACACGACGAUAUGGCGUUACAAGGAUAAGCUAAUCAACAGAGUCACCGACACCCUGAAAACUCUCGGCUUCUUCGGGUCGAGAUAGCGUCAGAGAUUGAUCUCCCUCUUUUUUUACUUUCGUUUCUUUCUCUCUCUCGUGAAGAUUUGAUCGGUUGAGAAGCGAUGAAUCUAUCAGCGGGAGGUAAUUGCCGGUGGGACUUGAUCAGAGAUUUAAUUGAACAGAUAAUAGGGAUUGGUGUAACCGAUAGAGUGGAUUCAUUUCUAGUGACAGCGUAAUACCGCGUCUUUUAUUUCUAUGUGUUGUUGCGUGCGUGUGUGAAAAGAGCGUGGAUCGAUAACCUUUGUCUGAUGAUAGUGCUGUCAGUAUAUAUAUAAGUAUAUAGUCGUGUCUUGAACGACAAAUAUUCUCAGCCUUAUUAAAUAAGGUUAUCAAUCAAGAACAUUAUUUGACUUGAGACCGGAACAAUUGAUCGUUUGUGAAUUAAUUUAAUAUAGAAAUUCAUUAUAUCGCCUAAAGUAAAGUAGCGUAUAUAAAAAACGGGAUUUAAUUUUUUAAGUUUUUUAAGCACACGCACAGUCUUUAUUAAAGUUGAUUCAAUUCUAAUAAAAAAAUUAUCGAGCAAAUCCAUAUUCUAAAUCUUAGCUGAAUAAAGUCGCAAGCAAUUUAUGAUGAGAAAUUAUUAUAGUCAAUUUAUGCCAGUCCUAUUAACACGAUAAUUUUCAGGCAUCCAUUAGCCCGCGAAAUGAAAAUUAUCUCUAGGCUGAGCGUAAUUGCAGUUUGAUUUGUAUCGACAACGAUACGCAAAUUUUUGAUUCGAAUGGCAAAUUGAGUGACCGGAUUAUAUUCGUAAGAAAACUGCAGUAUUCUUUUUCUUCAUUUUUUGUAAAUAAUUUCUCUCAUAUAAGUCUUAUAUAUGCUCAAUAUGAAAUAUCAGUUUGCGAUUGAUCGAUAGCCAUAGCGAAUAAGUGCAAUGUAUUAGUAGACGGAUUAUAUUUGGAUACAAUAUACGGAUUACACGUAACAUUAAAUUUAAUAAAAGUUAACGCGGACUUUUAAAGUUGCAUUUAACAAAGCGUAUAAAGAAAUUAUAUAAAAGAAAAAUGAAGGCGCGAAAUUAUUAGUUACAUUAUAGGUGUGUUAUGCCGAAAAUAUAUUUAGACAAUUACAAUAAAAUAUAUAAAAAUUUUUUUAAUGUCUAAUCGAGACAUUAAAAUUAUGUUUUGGAAUGGUACUAAAAGGUAUUGACACAUACCAUUCCGACGACUGAAAUGCUGUGAGGUGUAUAAGCAUCAAUAUUGUAAAGACUAUUUUUGAUUUAACCAGUUUUCCGCAAUCACGAAGCAGUUUGAUUUUUGUAAAUUUUUAGUACAAAAAUUAAAAUGAAACUGUUUCAAUUUUUAUCGCACUUGAUAAGAGAGAAAAUGAAUAAAGAAAAUAUUAUGGUCAGUAUGGUACAAACUGCGUUAUGGGAGCGCACUAUCAGCGUUAUUGUGCCAUUUUAAUUUUAUUGUUCAUUAGACAUAAAACAAGGAAAGAAUAACACAAUAGCGCUGAUAACUUCCCGUACGUAAUCAUGGUUCUAUAUUUAUUUCAAUUUUGAUUGGUAUUAGAAU
Molecule: messenger RNA, 3842 nt
Organism: Mycetomoellerius zeteki
Lineage: Eukaryota; Metazoa; Arthropoda; Insecta; Hymenoptera; Formicidae
Exons: 3
Coding region: 541-2313 (590 amino acids)
Cellular component (GO): cytoplasm
Molecular function (GO): glycosyltransferase activity
Source: RefSeq, a predicted model, not a curated record